AUGACCCUAUCCGAGUGGUUGGAUCCCUGGCCAUGGCUGUGGGUCGAGGUCCCACGGCGGGUCUCCAUACAGAGCAAGCGGGUAGCGGUAUUGUACUUAAUUGGCGUCCUUGCCACGUUGGCGUACGUGAUCUUUGACUUCAUCUCGACGGAGGCAUGGCAUGGGAAGCUUCGCAUCUCCUCCGGCUCCGUCACCGUGUGGCGCAAUCCGCCGAAGGUGGAUCAUGCCGCGCGGAACCAUUGCACCAAUCCCGAGCAGUAUGACACAAUUUUCGACGAGUCGUGGCAGUACAGGCCGCGGUCUUGUCGGCAGCUCGUGGGCAGCAGUGCCUUCCGCAAGCAAGGUGAUUGGCUUCACUUCCCAUCCUACGUGGAAGAAACCUACAUGUGGAAACAUUCAAACUGCACUGAGCAGAGCAGGCUCGCUUGCAUGAACAUGGCACGGCCAACCGAUGUUUCAGAACAUGGAGAAAUUUCGUGGGAGGAGGUGAGCAACACCACUUGUAUCUGCAAUUUGAAAGACAGCUAUUUCGCGCAGUAUCCAGAGGACGAAGUCUUAGUCUUCACUCACAACUACUUCGUUCCCACACUCGAUGGGAGCACCACGUUGCCAUUGUUUGGCCUCCCUGAGUGGGGGAGCGUUCAGACUAUCCUUUUAGCUGUCGACGGCUCCCUUUGCGAUGUCGGUGGGCAAUCUUCCUGGAGUGAGGCGGAGGCAGCAAUCGGUAUUGGGGCACCGCUGAGAGAUUGGAUACGUUGUGCCGGGAUCGACUUAGACACGGAUCCGCUGCAUCUGACAAGUCAGAACGGCAGUCCCAACUUGGCGCGGCACCUGCGAACAAUGGGCUUCAUACUGGACUUCAGCUUGAACUACUUGAGUCAUGGUGCACACAGAGAAGCGCACAAAGGCGUGGUCUGCUACAUCACGGUCAAGGCACAUGCCGCAUGGAAUUCCAAUGUGGAGGUCCAGAAGCUUGUGCUUGGGCCCGGUGGGCCCGCCGGGACAUCCAUGGUGGCCGAGCAUCAGAUCUAUAUGUAUGGAGUGACUCCCCGCUUUAGGAUCGAGGGUGACUUUCGCUUCUUUUCUCACACGCCCAUCAUGACCUGGAUCAUCUCGGCAACUGUCCUGUUCGGGUUGCCGGCGCUGCUGAUGCGCUACCUGGUAGAGUUCAUGCUGGGGGUGCCUUCCCAGAUCUAUCGAAGAGAGACUUGCAGACCUUUCGACAUCUACGACCAUCUGCGUAAAACGCAGGCGCGGAUGCUGAGCUCUCAUGCUGCCUACAGCGUCCUAUCGAGCAGCGGUUCGUUGGAUAAGGUCAGUCUGGAAAAGUAUUUGCAGGAGCUCUAUGAUGUGCAGAUACGAGAUGGAACCUUGCAGCAGAAAGAAAUGGAGCGUCUCUGGCGAGCGACCAUGACUGGCUUCGAUGUUGACGAGUCUGGAAAGAUUUCGCUCGCAGAAUUCGUUGGAGCUGCAUCUAUGGUUGACGAUUUGCAACUGGAUGACAUCGUCCAUUUCCUUGACGCAGAUCGGAAGGUGCCCUGUCUGGAGCGCCUGAUGGACAGCACCAGGCACCAACUCCGCAGCAAGAACCAGGGAAAGGGAAAUCCUCAUCAAGUGUCCCCCUCCGGAGAGCCAGAGUCCACAGAGGAGUGCCGGGAGCGCAGCAACAGCGAUUAUGAGUUUGACGCUGCAGUGGAUCCACCUUCAGAGCACCGAAAAGACUCAUGGGAGGAGGUGAUGUGGAGAAUGUCUUGGAUCGUUUCCCAUGUGAAUAGCAUGGUGGCUUCAGAGAGAAGCAAACCUCCGGGCAACGGUGCCAUGCCGCUGUGGGGUGGCUGGGUACUGAUGCAGUCCAGGAGUGCUCCGGGAAAGAGAUUUUACUACAACAGCAGGACUGGUGAAUCAUGCUGGGAGAGACCCGCAUGA
Symbiodinium sp. CCMP2592 is the source of this 1926-nucleotide messenger RNA. The record is from the annotation of a GenBank genome assembly. Lineage: Eukaryota; Dinophyceae; Suessiales; Symbiodiniaceae.